AUGCCGUUCUGUGGUUUGGGGAUGCCAGUGGCCAAUAUUACCACGCGAAGAAAAGACCAGUUGACCGUGUUACUUUUGGCUGAUGUGGAAGAGCGGGAGGAUGUACUGAGGGCGCGUCAACGGACGAAUGCUCGACGGGGCAAUUUGUUGUUCGGUCGAGCAAAUUUCGCCAGAAAGCACCGAUUCCUCCCUGAUCGGCCAAGCGAGCUUAAUCGCCGCUCUGUCCAUGCAGUUCGAGCGACCCAGGAAGGAUCAAGCUCCGAAGUCUCUAGUUUAGGCAGUUCGGAUAGUGACGGUGACCUACGCUACGGAGACGGAGAAAGACCUAGGGUCAAGGACCCCGAGGGACCAAACAUUCAGAGAGGUUGA
Molecule: messenger RNA, 369 nt
Organism: Peronospora belbahrii
Lineage: Eukaryota; Oomycota; Peronosporomycetes; Peronosporales; Peronosporaceae
Source: the annotation of a GenBank genome assembly